This is a messenger RNA of Mangifera indica (mango), 1878 nucleotides long. RefSeq names its product probable disease resistance protein At1g61190. The record is from RefSeq and is a predicted model, not a curated record. NCBI's taxonomy places the organism in Eukaryota, Viridiplantae, Streptophyta, Magnoliopsida, Sapindales, Anacardiaceae. Gene Ontology annotation, molecular function: protein binding; ADP binding. The coding region runs from base 1 to 1878 and encodes 625 amino acids. The transcript has 3 exons.
AUGGAAAUUGUUACUGCACCUGUGAGUUCCAUUUCUGAGAUUAUUUUCAACCGUUUGUUUGAUGCAGCAGGCCGUCAGAUUGGUUACCUGCUCAACUACAAUGACAACAUCAAAGCAUUACAAAAGCAAGCUCACGAACUCAAGGCUACCAGAGACAGCAUUCAAGUUAUAAUUGAUGCUGCUGCAAGAAACAGAGAAAUUAUCUUACCUAAUGUCCAAAGCUGGAUAUCAGAGGUUGACAAUGUCUUUGCAGAAGCAGAAACGUUAUUGGAAGAUGAAGGCAAUGCGAACAAGAUGUGCUUCAGAGGGUGGUGCAUCAAUCUCAGAUUGUUCUACCGGUUCAGCAAGCAGGCAAAGCAGAAGAUAGCCAAGAUCACUCAGCUCCAAGAACAUGGAAAAUUCCAAACUCUAUCUCAGCCUGCUCCUCCUCCUGCGGGCAUUAUCUCUCCAACUGUGGGAUUUUCUGGAAUUUUCAAAUCCAGAGAAUCAAUCAAGAAUGAAAUUAUGGAGGCCUUGAAGGAUGACAAGGUCAGCAUAGUUGGAAUAUGUGGGUUGGGGGGUGUGGGUAAGACCACACUAGUGAAACAAGUUGGCAUACUAGCCAAAGAGCAAAAGUUGUUUGAUUCAAUAGUUAUGGUGGUUGUGUCCCAAACCCCAAAUAUCAUGAAUAUUCAAAGAGAAAUUGCACACAUUCUGGAUCUGAAAUCAUUAUCUGAUUGUCCAAGUUCUCUAUGGGAGAGAAUUAAGGGGGAAAAACGAAUCCUCAUAAUAUUGGAUGAUAUUUGGAGAAGAAUUCAAUUGGAGGAGAUUGGCAUUCCUUUUGGGAAGGACCAUGGAGGUUGUAAGAUCGUGCUUACCUCUCGGAGGAAAAAUGUAUGCGAUCAAAUGGGCUGUGACAAGACAUUUACUGUUGGAACUUUGACAAAACAGGAGUCAUGGUCGCUAUUCAAGGAGCUUGUUGGAAUGGAUGCUGAAAAUUCUAUUAUAAGCUCAAUAGCAAGAGAAGUAACUGCUGAAUGUGAUGGUCUGCCGAUUGCAAUCGUGACCGUAGCCAGGGCACUGAAGAACAGGGAAUGCAUGAGUGGCGUGAUGCCUUACAACAACUUAAAAGUUCAACAUCAACAAACAUUGAAGGAAUGCAUGAAAGUCGCCCAAACACAACCAUACAUUCUUAGUGAAAAUGCUGGUACUAGUUUGAAAGAGUGGCCAAAAAAAGAUACAUUCAAAGAUCUCAUGUGUAUCUCAUUGAUGUUAAAUGAUAUUAAAGAAGUACUAGAUGCGAUAGAAUGCCCAAUGUUGCAAUCGUUACUACUACAACGAAAUUCCACAUUGGUUGUCCCUAACAAUUUCUUUCAAGGCAUGAAAAAUCUUGGAGUUCUAGAUUUAAGUGAAACUCAAUUAUCGCCAUUGCCUGAGUCACUUUCCUUUCUUGUAAACCUUAGAACUUUGUAUCUUAAUGGUUGCAAAUUGGGUGACUUAUCUAUAAUUGGAGAUCUUAGCAAACUAGAUAUUCUUAGCCUUUAUGGUUCUAAUGUUAGGGAAAUCCCCAUAUCUUUUAGGCAAUUAACUCAUAUGAGGCUUUUAGAUUUGAAUAAUUGUAAAAAGUUGACACGAAUAACACUUGGUGUCAUAUCCUCUCUUUGUAAAUUAGAGGAGUUGUACGUUUUGAAAAGUUUUAGACUUUGGGAUUUAGAAGGAGAUGGGGGAGAUUCAAGAAGCAAUGCGAAGCUUGCUGAGUUACAAUUCUUGAGGAAAUUAGAAGACAACAAUUGUUGUAUUUACAAUUGUAGCUUUGUGAGUGAGCACAUAGAAACACUAGAAGAGAUUGCCAUGGUGUACAGGAAGUUGGCUCUUGUAUCCGGCAUUCAAAAUUGGUGA